GUUUGACGAAGGUUGUUCAAUUUAGACGUGUAAUAAUGAAGGUGUGUGUUUUUAGUUAGUUGUUUCUUUAGUUAAUCAUUAAUUUGUCUUAAAUACUCGUGUUAAAGAAAAGAAACAGUUCUUAAAAUUGUAAACGUAAGUGGUGAAUCAAUAAAAGAUUUUAUAAUUCUUGUGUUAUAAAAUUGUUUUUAUUUCAUUUAAAAACAUACCUACAAAUUAAAUCAAAAUAAAUACGCCAACAUGUCACUAGCCACCAAACCGUUUGUGUUAGUCGUGGACGUUAUGAAAUCAAUAAUAAAUUAUGGUAAAAGUCAGCUGCAUAAUCUAUUUCUCGAAAUUAUGGGGUACAUAAUGCGGCGCUUUCUGCGUACGGCCAUGAUCGUGUUCAGUUGGUUCGUUGUACCCUAUAGUCGUUUCACCAACAUCAAAGUGAACCGUCAAAAGCUGCCGCCCAUUAAAUCGCAUCUAUUGGAAAUACCCGCCGUUGAUCUUGCCAAAAUGAUAAGAACUAAAAAGAUCAAAAGUGAAGAAGUGGUGGAAGCCUAUAUAGAGCGAUGUAAUCAAGUAAAUCCUCUGAUAAAUGCCAUCGUACAAGAUCGCUUUGAAGAGGCUCUGCAGGAAGCCCGCGAAGUAGAUCGUAUCAUCGAAAUGGGUCUGAGCACGCAAGAGGAAAUGGAGGAAUACACACCUCUUCUAGGCAUACCGGUGACCGUUAAAGAAUCCAUAGCAGUUAAAGGAAUGACAAAUCAAGCGGGUCGUGUUUUUAAAACACCACAAAUUGCCAAAUCUGAUGCACCCGUUGUAGAACAAAUAAAACGUUAUGGUGGCAUUAUACUGCUAGUAUCCAACACUCCCGAAUUGUGUCUGCUAUGGGAAACUUAUAAUAAUGUAACGGGUCAGACGAGGAAUCCUUACGAUUUGAAAAGAACGCCGGGUGGUUCGUCGGGUGGAGAAGCUGCUCUAUUGGCUAGUGGAGCAUCUUUGCUGGGUUUAACAUCGGAUAUAGGUGGCUCGUCAAGAUUACCGGCCAUGUUUAGUGGUAUAUGGGGUCAUAAACCAACACCUUAUGCCGUUUCCUUUAAGGGACAUCAUCCUACUUCGGAUUUUCCUAAAUGGGGUGAUUUUUUUACUAUUGCUCCUAUGACCAGAUAUGCCAAGGAUUUGCCGCUGCUGCUGAGAUGUAUGACUGAUCCAACCGGUCCCAAACUAACACUAGAAAAGGAAAUAAGUGUUACCGGUAUACGUUUCUUUUUCAUGGAUAACGAUGGUCCUUCGGGUAUGAUGAGACCCCUGAGUCGUGAUUUGCAUGCCGCUAUAAAUCGCGUGGCCAAUGAUUUCAAUGCCAAGCGUGUGAAUAUACGUAAAAUGAAAUGGUCCCUGGACAUAUCACUGUCCGCCAUGUUAACCAUGAAGAAUAUUGAAACUAUUUAUCACAAAACCGAAGAGGGCCAAAGACCCAAAACUGUUUGCACCGAGACGGUGAAAUAUUUCUUUGGCUGUUCCGACAGCAUUUUGCCCUCAGUUAUAUUUGGUCAUUUGCAAAAUUUCAUGAAAAUCAUACCAAAUUCACGACACAAACACUUGGCCACUAUUAUUGAGGCUUUAAAGACUGAAUUCAAAGAAUUGCUGGGCAAUGAUGGGGUCUUCAUUUACCCCACAUUCCCGAAUACAGCCCAUCAGCAUUAUCAAAUCUAUCAUAAGCUAUUGGAGCCCAUGUAUAUGGCUAUUUUCAAUACCUUGGGUUUGCCCGUAACCAAUUGUAUGAUUGGUUUAGAUCGACGUCGUCUGCCGAUGGGUAUUCAAGUAGUGGCGAAUCCGGGCCAGGAUCAUCUGUGUCUAGCUGUGGCACGGGAAAUGGAAAGACGUUAUGGUGGCUGGGUGAGACCACCAUCUGAGGAUUCUAGUAAACGUAUUGACUAAAGCCUAACAAACAAAUUUUAGAACAUUUAUAUAUACAUAUAUUUUUUUAUUUAGAUUUUUAUUCAAUUUUUAUUUCGUUUUUUCAUCUUAACAUCACAUUUAAUUAAAUUCGAUUCUAUUUGAUUGUAAAACAUGUUUAUUACAAUAUAUAAUUAGGCAUUAUUGAUUGUUAUGUUCAAUUGGUAACACUGAGAAAUUUCACAGUUACAUUUUUUUAAAAAUAUACAUUAUUUUAUAAAUCUAAACACAAUUACGCAAGUUACGUAAAAAUCUUAUUGACCCAUUUAUUUAUAUAUUUUACGUAUUGACUAAUUAAAGCUCAAAUAAUUUCAAAUCAUUGCCAGUGUUGCCAAAAUGUUUACUAUUUUAAAUAUAAAUACAUAUUCCUAUAUAUAUUUUCAAAUAUUAUUUUUAUUUUUUUUCCAAAAUAUUCUGCAUUUCUUUAAAUUAUUUCUUCAUUUUAUUACAUAAACAUCUCAUUUUUUAUUAGUUAAUAUUUUUAAGCAUAAUAAUACAAUACAAAAUUAUGUAAAUAAUUUUUGAACAAAAUACCGUAAUUAAACAUAUCAAAGAUUUCGUUUCAUCAUUAUUUUUCAAUAUUACAUCACUAUUUUUUUUUAAUUUUUAAUUUUAUAUACAUACAUACAUAUUUACCUACAAUAAUUAUACAAUAUAUUUUAAUAAAUCUUUUAAAUUUUGUAAAUAAUAAUAAUAUUAAUAAAGUUUAAAAAAAUAAAU
Molecule: messenger RNA, 2658 nt
Organism: Calliphora vicina (urban bluebottle blowfly)
Lineage: Eukaryota; Metazoa; Arthropoda; Insecta; Diptera; Calliphoridae
Product: fatty-acid amide hydrolase 2-A
Exons: 3
Coding region: 241-1920 (559 amino acids)
Cellular component (GO): endomembrane system
Source: RefSeq, a predicted model, not a curated record